Lodderomyces beijingensis is the source of this 333-nucleotide messenger RNA. NCBI's taxonomy places the organism in Eukaryota, Fungi, Ascomycota, Pichiomycetes, Serinales, Debaryomycetaceae. The record is from the annotation of a GenBank genome assembly.
AUGCCAGUGCCAUUUGAAGGAUUGAUCCCCUACGCAAUCAUGACGGCCUUCUUCGGCAUCGCGGGCCACGGCGUGCAGUACAUCAGGUACUGGGACAACGGCUGGAAGAACGACCGCUAUUUUUUGGAUAAGUGGGACCAGAAGAUGAUGCAGCGCGAUUUCUACUUGACUGGCGUGCAUCGGGGCCAAAGCAGCGAAGCCAUCGCUCCAGAGUCGUUCAAGACCGCCGAGUUGAUUGAGCAGAGGUACUAUACUCCGUACCGUGACCAAUUCUUUACUUUGAGGGAUCGGUUGUUUAGAGGCUAUGUUUUUGGAGAUUGGAAUUUUUCGUAA